CCUCCCCCGCAUCCGCCUCCGCCGCACCGCCCGGCAUGUCCUCCUCCUCCCCAGCUUCUCCAGCGCCGGCUGACGCCGCGGGAGGGGAGAAGCCCACGGCGGCGCCGUACGGGUCCUGGAGGUCGCCCAUCACCGCAGACGUCGUCUCGGGCGCCGACAAGCGCCUCGGUGGCAUCGCCCUUGCCGGAGACGGCCGCCUACUAUGGAUCGAGGGACGCCCCGAGGAGAAAGGGCGUAUGGUUAUUGUAAAGGAGGAUGACAAGCCUGUGGAUAUCAUACCUCCGGAAUUUGCAGCACGCACCCUUGUUCAAGAAUAUGGAGGUGGUGCAUUUGCAGUCCAAGAUAAUACUAUUGUUUUCUCAAACUACAAGGAUCAACGUCUAUACAAGCAACCGACUGAAAUUGGAAGUCUGCCCAUGCCUCUUACACCCGAUUAUGGUGCACCUGACGUCAGUUAUGCUGGUGGUGUCUUUGAUCCACACUUCAGUCGUUAUGUUACUGUGAUGGAAGAUCGGCGAACGAGUAACUUGAAUCCCGCUACAACAAUUGCGUGUAUAAACUUAAGCGGUGGGGAUAUCCAUGAACCGAAGGUGCUGGUCAGUGGGAAUGACUUCUAUGCUUCUCCAAGAAUUGAUCAAAACAAAAAGCGGAUGGCAUGGAUUGAGUGGGGUCAUCCAAACAUGCCAUGGGAUAAAUCAGAACUCUGGGUUGGCUACUUCUCUGAAAGCGGAGAGUUGACCAAACGGGUCUGUGUUGCUGGAGGCAACCCAAUGCUGGUGGAAUCCCUUGCUGAGCCUAAAUGGUCUCCAAAAGGAGAACUGUUUUUCAUAACUGACAGAGAGAGUGGAUUCUGGAACAUUUAUAAAUGGGUUGAACACAGCAAUGAGGUUGUUCCGGCGUACACAUUAGAUGCUGAGUUCACCAGACCAUUGUGGCUUUUUGGCAACAGCUCUUACGCUUUUCUUGGAAAGAGCAAUCACAUCAUUUUAACUUACAGGCAGCUCGGAAGGUCAUAUCUUGGUGUUCUAAAUUGUGAUUCAGGCUCAGUUUCAUUGCUCGACACCCCUUUCUCCGAUUUGUCCAAUGUGGUUGCUGGAAAUGAUUACUUCUAUAUCGAAGGUGCAUCUGCAAGUGUCCCAAUGUCAAUUGCAAAGGUGACUUUGGAUAGGAACAAAACAAAAGCAAUUAGUUUCUCAAUAGUCUGGUCUUCCUCACCAGAUGUUGUGCAGUAUAGACCUUUCUUCAGCACCCCAGAAUUUAUUGAGUUCCCUACAUCCAGCCCUGGGCAGAUGGCGUAUGCCUAUUUCUACCCACCUUUGAAUCCCAUGUUUCAAGGUUUACCAGAUGAAAAGCCUCCAUUGCUGGUCAAAACGCAUGGAGGACCUACGGCUGAAACACGUGAAAUUCUAGACCUUAGUGUCCAGUAUUGGACAAGUCGAGGAUGGGCAUUUCUUGAUGUUAACUACGGAGGAAGCACUGGAUAUGGGAGAGAAUACCGAGAGAGAUUAUUGGGGAAAUGGGGUAUUGUCGAUGUUGAUGAUUGUUGCAGCUGUGCAAGAUUCCUGGUCGAGAGUGGGAGCGUAGAUGAACAACGCCUAUGUAUAACGGGGAGAUCAGCGGGCGGAUACACUACUUUAGCUUCACUCGCAUUCAGAGAUACAUUCAAGGCUGGAGCAUCUUUGUAUGGUAUUGGUGAUUUGUCUUUGAUGAGAGCAGACUCGCAGAAAUAUGACUCCCAUUAUAUCGACAAUCUUGUCGGAGAUGAAAGAGCUUACUAUGAGAGGUCACCAAUCAACUUUGUCAAUAAAUUUACAUGCCCAGUAAUUCUGUUUCAAGGGUUGGAUGAUAAGGUCGUACCACCAAACCAGGCACGUAAAAUAUACCAGGCUUUGAAAGAAAGAGGUCUGCCUGUUGCUUUGGUUGAGUAUGAGGGGGAGCAGCACGGGUUCCGCAAGGCCGAAAAUAUCAAGUUUACCUUGGAGCAGCAGAUGGUGUUUUUCGCUCGAUUAGUCGGGAAAUUUGAGGUGGCGGAUGAUAUAACUCCAAUCAAUAUCAAAAACUUCGAUUGAAGUGUAGAAGAAACAAUCGUAGCAUCAGCUUACAUUUUCUUUUAGAACUUGACUUUUUUAGUGUAAUGGUGUCUUGUCGCUAUGUAACUGUUUACGUGUUUUACAGUGCGUCUCUUCACAUUUGUUUUGGAUUAUGUGAAAUAGAACGAGAUGCCCACCA
This is a messenger RNA of Triticum dicoccoides, 2229 nucleotides long. Its product is annotated as dipeptidyl peptidase family member 6-like. Gene Ontology annotation, molecular function: serine-type peptidase activity. NCBI's taxonomy places the organism in Eukaryota, Viridiplantae, Streptophyta, Magnoliopsida, Poales, Poaceae. Gene Ontology annotation, biological process: proteolysis. The transcript has 18 exons. The coding region runs from base 36 to 2069 and encodes 677 amino acids. The record is from RefSeq and is a predicted model, not a curated record.